AUGUUUAUGCCAGGCCAGGAACCACAGCUCUCUAAGGAGGAGAUCCGCGCCGGAGAGUUCGAAGCCCAACAGACCGUCAACUCUGCCAUCGUCGCCGGUAUCCUCCUUUACCUCUCUCCCUUCGCCGUCGACUUCGUCAAGAAGUUCUUGUAA
Molecule: messenger RNA, 153 nt
Organism: Paecilomyces variotii
Lineage: Eukaryota; Fungi; Ascomycota; Eurotiomycetes; Eurotiales; Thermoascaceae
Product: mitochondrial outer membrane translocase complex, subunit Tom5
Exons: 4
Coding region: 1-153 (50 amino acids)
Source: RefSeq, a predicted model, not a curated record